UCUCAAUUUGGAACCACACCCAGAUAAGCCCCAUUUCCUCAAAACUACCUAGUAUUAUGAUUUACCCAUUAGUCUCUUCAGAAAACCAAUCAUGGAGAACAUUAAUCACCCCACAGAUCUUGAAGAACCACAAAAUCCAAUCCUCCUCGUUAAAUUUGAUGAUGAAAAGACCAAUCCUUUGUUUUCAUUCCCAAAACCCAGAAACCCAAAUAAAAAACCCACCCAAAGGAGCCACCUUGGUGACCACCCCAACACAAGUUCUUCAGAGGAAAAAGGGUGAGAAAAAAAGGAGAGAUUUUGAGGAGAUAAAAAGAGAUAAUAAUGAAUCACAAUCUCUUGUGGGUAGUAGAGAAAUGUUGGUUUUGUGUGGAUUUGGGUAUUGGGUUCAGGGGUUCAGGUGCUUUCCAUGGCUGGCUUUGAACUUCCACAUGACUCACUCUCUUAACUUGAGCCCUUCAAUCUUGCAGCUUGUUCAGAACUCUGGUAACUUGCCAAUGGUCGCCAAGCCUCUUUAUGGGAUCUUGUCUGAUGCAUUUUCUAUUAAUGGUGCUCGUAGAAUACCUUAUAUUUCCAUUGGAGUUAUUUUGCAGGUCUUAUCUUGGGGAUCACUAGCACUUAUUUCUGUUACUGGUCAAUCUCUUCCCACACUUAUGGCGUUUGUUCUUCUUAGCAACUUUGGAGCAUCUGUUACAGAAGUAGCAAAAGACGCUCUGGUCACGGAAUACGGUAAAGAACACGGCAUCAAUGGUCUCCAAUCUUAUGCAUUAAUGGCUUCAGCUGCUGGGGGAAUCCUUGGCAACUUACUAGGUGGAUACUUCUUAAUGAAAGCGCCACCUAGAACUAUGUUCCUAGUAUUCACACUUUUGCUUUCCCUUCAACUUGGGUAUUCCCUAAGAACAAGGGAGGAAUCUCUAGGUUUAGCAAGAUUGCCGCAUCACAAACUUGUGAAGAAUUCAAUUUCAGAAAGUAUUAGCGGACAGUUUUCUGAACUAAGAAUGGCAAUUGGUGAUGAGAGCAUCUUUCGCCCUCUUGCUUGGUUAGUUGCUUCCAUUGUCAUGGUCCCAAGUCUUUCAGGUUCCAUCUUUUGCUACCAAACACAAUGUUUACAGCUCAAUCCUUCGGUCAUUGGCAUGUCCCGAGUUAUCGGUCAGUUGAUACUUCUUUCCACGACCGUUCUUUCCAGCCGUUACUGGAGGAAAGUCCCCAUGAGGAAGUUGGUCAGCGCGGUUGAGCUUGUUUAUGCCAGUUCUGUUCUCCUUGACCUUGUUUUAGUGAAACAGAUUAACCUUGAGGUGGGGAUUCCAAAUGGAGCAUUUGCUCUUUGUUUCUCUGGAUUGGCCGAAACUAUUGCGCAGUUCAAACUAUUACCUUUCUCAGUUCUUUUUGCCAACCUAUGUCCAAGAGGUUGUGAAGGUUCACUUGCCUCCUUCUUGGCUUCAGCUUUGUGCUUAUCAUCAAUAGUCAGUGGUUGUCUUGGCAUUGGAUUGGCACUUUCGCUUGGAAUAACUUCAGGUGAUUACUCGAAAUUGCCUGCGGGUGUUGUGUUCCAGUUCGUUGCAGCCUUAGCACCGUUGUUAUGGAUUCAUCAUCUGCCAAUGUCACAAAAUACAUCUGGGAAGGAGAGGAGGAGAGGUAUGAGUAAGAGAACCCGGCGAAAUAGGCGAGUUGGAAGAGUGGUGCUUGGGUCGGUUUAUGUAUACCGGCGCGAGAGAGAAUCCGAAAUGCAGAGUUGAUCAAUUUGCUUUGUGUCAACAGCUGAAAAUUUUCUUCUAAAAGAGCUAGUGAUGGAAUUGUUUGCGGUCCAAACUUGUCAUUGCUUUUUGUCUUCGGACAACUUGAGUUGAUGAUUUCACACGAGGCUUUUCAUCUCACAAUAAUGAUUGGUGACUCGAAUGUCUUUGAGACAGGAGCCGAGACCAAUUGCUCUCUCUUCUGCCAAUGAUUUUGACGUCUGAAGAAUGUAACCUCUUUGCUGCAAAGAAAUUUUGGUUUUAAUCCCA
Messenger RNA from Morus notabilis, 2000 nucleotides. RefSeq names its product probable folate-biopterin transporter 9, chloroplastic. The transcript is spliced from 2 exons. Bases 57 to 1733 code for a protein of 558 amino acids. NCBI's taxonomy places the organism in Eukaryota, Viridiplantae, Streptophyta, Magnoliopsida, Rosales, Moraceae. The record is from RefSeq and is a predicted model, not a curated record. Gene Ontology annotation, cellular component: membrane.